Molecule: messenger RNA, 2562 nt
Organism: Hydra vulgaris (swiftwater hydra)
Lineage: Eukaryota; Metazoa; Cnidaria; Hydrozoa; Anthoathecata; Hydridae
Product: stimulated by retinoic acid gene 6 protein-like
Biological process (GO): vitamin A import into cell
Cellular component (GO): plasma membrane
Molecular function (GO): retinol transmembrane transporter activity; signaling receptor activity
Source: RefSeq, a predicted model, not a curated record
ACAGCAUUGUUAGAAACACUAUUUUAGACAAUAAUAUAAAAUACAACAAAGUACAUACAAGUUUGAAUGGUUAUGAAUCAAGAAAGAAUAUCUUCUAUUGCAUCAAUUCUAAUAUACUAUGGUUACUUAAGUAAAGCUAAUAAGCCAAGUCAACUAUUGAGCUACGUAAAUCCCAUUAAUAGUACUGAAGUUCAAAAUAUUGCUACGGCAACUCGGAUUGCAUAUGAAGAAGUUUUUGAUUUUUUCAAUACAACGCGUCCAUGCAUUACAGAUAAAGCCACUACGUUGAAUAAUACCUUUGAAUCAAAUGAAAUCACCAAAACAAUUUUCUCCUCAUGCUUUUAUGUUGCUGAUCAACCAAGUUUUAAUUGUGAUAUAAUAGGAUGGAAUUCUCGUGUCAUUAUAUUUAUAUAUUCAUUAGCUUAUAUCUUUGUGACUAUUAUGAUGUUUUUUACAAAAAGAAAGUUUAUUGCAACAAAACUAUGUUGGGGUCGUCCUGGUUGUCUAAUACCUGUUAACAUGCUUGACUCUUAUGAAAAUCGCUAUGGUUAUGCUUUGUCAUUUGGAUUAACUGUAUCAUCAUGUUUCUCAGUUAUUUUUUCUGACUAUUCUGAUAUUGUUGGACUGGAAAUGGCACAGAAACUAACUUUAUUACCAAGUUAUCUUUCAGUAUUUGUAAAGAUGACGUUUUCGGCUAUAAUAUCUGUAUCAGGAGCACCAUUUCUGAUUUGUCAGAGCUUAGAUAACCAACUUGUUGGUUGUUUAAUUGGACUGUGUAUGUCUUUGUCUUGGUUUGUGUAUGAGUUAUCCUUAAAGAUUCCUAUAUUAUCAGCAUGCAGUUUGGGUAUGUUGGAAUUAAGUGGGUUUAGAAUACUGUACUUGUUAGUGGAUUUGCCAAAACAUGUUUGUCUUUUGCUGUUAGUUAUAAAGUUUACAUGGACUGUUAUAAUUAAAAUCAAGUUCCGAUUAAAGCAAAGAAAAAGUGGUCAGGGUUUUAUUUGGAUGCAAACAGACAAAACAAAAACUAAUAAUGAAUAUAUCUACAAGCACGUGGCUUCACUUUUGAGUAGUAAACAAAAAAAAAUACAAUGUGAUGACAAUAACCUAUCAAAGUUUAAAUUUAAUUCACUAAUUCGUGAUAACAAUCCAGGUUUCAAGUUUUCUCUAAGAAUUAUUUUAUCAGCGUUCAUAUCAUGUUUGGCUGUUUAUAUAAUGUUGAUUGGAAUUUUCAUGUCAUAUGAGUUUCUAUUCGGUUUUCGUAAAAGUGAAGGAUUUUUCAAUAUCGGUGGCUUAGAGACUCUACAUUUGCAACUUGGCAUAUCAUUAGAAUACUUAAAGCGCUUAGUUAUUUGCAUAAAAGCUUCAAUAUGGAUUGCUACUUUGCUUUCUGUUGGUAUAUUUUUCUUUGUUAUGGUGAACUCCUUAUUUUGGUACAGAUUUCAUAUUUUAAGCUUGAGAAAAGGUGACUGGUCAUUUUUGCCUGCUACUAUAAAUAAGCAUGACUUGAUCUCGCCUAUUGAUGUUAUGGUUGCAAGCAUGAAUUUUGCAGGGUAUCAGGUUGCUUAUUCAAUAUGGGGUUUCAUUAUUAUAUUUAUACUGUUUUUUGUUAUUCUAAUGAUCAUUACCACACAAAUAUUCCUUCCGAUUGUAUAUAAGGAAAAUUCAUUUCUUCUAAAGCAAAUUAUCUCACUUUGGCCUACAAUUUUAAUUGGAUGUGUUAUUAUACUUCUUCAAAGAUUACUUGCUAGGUUCAUUUUAUUGAUUGAAAAAGAUGUGUUGGCUGUUGACAAUAGGAGGAUCUUUCAUGGGGCUGCAUUCUUUUUGUUUUAUUUUAACAUCUUUAUUGGGAUAUUUUCAUCAUUCCUUCGUAUUAUAUACGGUCUUAUUUUGGGAGUUUUGUUUUAUCAAAGAAUACAGAAAAGCUCACUACCGAGAUCGUUUGAAAACUGGGAUAAUGGUUACAUGUCAUACAUUGGUUACAUACUUCUUGAGCACUAUCAUACCAACCCGGUGUUACAAUGUUUUGUGCGACUUUUAUUAGAAGUUAAUGAAAGGAAGUUUUUAAAAGAUGAUUCCGAUUUAUAUAGCUCUCUUUAUUCAUUAAGCGAAACUCAUUCAACAGUGAAAAAUAUUCAAAAAACUCGCGCCCUUAAUAGAUGGCAUCUUUACGUCAUCCUUUUGCAGAAUCCUUCACUUCAGAAAUUUCGAUCGCAUAGAAUUAUUUCAAAAAACGCUUCGACAAUGGAAAGAAAACCAUAUAUUCUUUUUCGCACUGUUACGAAUUUAUUUUCUAGAAGUAAAUAUGUUUUUAAUGAUUCAAAGUAUCUUGAAAUUGAUGAAAAUGCAAAAUCAACGCUGAGAAAGUUAUCAAAUUCGUCUACAGUUCCACUAGACAAUUCUAAUACAAACGGACAAUUUUAAUGCAUCUCUAAUUGCAAAUUUAUAGAUAAAAAGGAAAUUUAUAGAUAAAAAGGACAAACAUUUGUAAAAGCACUGUAUAAAACGUUUUGUGUAACAAAACCUUUUGUUUUACACCCCAAAAUAAAUUACUACAAACUACAA